Rotaria sordida is the source of this 1080-nucleotide messenger RNA. Lineage: Eukaryota; Metazoa; Rotifera; Eurotatoria; Philodinida; Philodinidae. The record is from the annotation of a GenBank genome assembly.
AUGCUCGGUUGUUGUAUACCUCGUGAUCCAUCGAAACAAACAAAUAAAAUAAUAAAUGAAGCAUUAGAACGUGCUCGAAAAGAAAUGAAUUCAGAAUCAAAAUUACUUUUACUUGGUGCUGGAGAAUCUGGAAAGAGUACAGUUGUAAAACAGAUGAAAAUAAUUUUUAAUGAAAAUGGUUAUACAAAAGAAGAAUGUCUUCGUUUUAAACCAGUUAUUUUUUCUAAUACAAUACAAUCAAUGUUAGCUAUAUUACAUGCAAUGAAUCGAUUACAAAUUUCAUUUGAAAAUAUAAAUCGAAAAAACGAUGCUGAAAUUGUACUUACUCAUGCUGAAAUAGAAAGUAAUCAUGAAAUUUUACCUGAACUUGUUGGUAAAGCUAUACAAGCAUUAUGGAAUGAUAAUGGUGUACAAGCAUGUUUUUUACGUUCUCGUGAAUAUCAAUUAAAUGAUUCAGCUGCUUAUUAUUUAAAUUCACUUGAUCGACUUAUUCAAUCGGAUUAUAUUCCAACUCAACAAGAUGUUUUACGUACACGUGUUAAAACGACUGGUAUUGUUGAAACAACAUUUACAUUAAAGAAACAUAAAUUUCGAAUUGUUGAUGUUGGUGGACAGAGAAGUGAAAGAAAAAAAUGGAUACAUUGUUUCGAAGGUGUAACAGCUGUUAUAUUUGUUAGUGCACUUAAUGAAUAUGAUCUUGUCUUAGAUGAAGAUGAUAGUAUUAAUCGUAUGAUUGAAAGUUUACAAUUAUUUAAAUCAAUUUGUAAUAAUCGAUUUUUUCGUCAAGCUGGAAUGAUAUUAUUUUUAAAUAAAAAAGAUUUAUUUGCUGAAAAAUUACGUUUUUCAUCUAUUAAAAUAUGUUUUCCUGAAUAUACGGGUCUUAAUACAUAUGAACCAUCACUUAAUUAUAUUCAAGAACAAUUUGAAAAAAUAGAUUUACGAGAAAAAAUAAAUGGUCAUGAAAGAGAAUUAUAUACACAUAUAACAUGUGCAACAGAUACUGAAGCAAUGCAAUUUGUCUUUGAUGCUAUAUCAGAUAUGAUUAUACAAACAAAUCUUAUUCAUGCUGGAAUAUUUUAA